This is a messenger RNA of Xylaria bambusicola, 1639 nucleotides long. Its product is annotated as ZPR1 zinc-finger domain-containing protein. The coding region runs from base 120 to 1565 and encodes 481 amino acids. Gene Ontology annotation, molecular function: zinc ion binding. The record is from RefSeq and is a predicted model, not a curated record. NCBI's taxonomy places the organism in Eukaryota, Fungi, Ascomycota, Sordariomycetes, Xylariales, Xylariaceae. Gene Ontology annotation, cellular component: nucleus; cytoplasm. The transcript has 2 exons.
CAGCGCUCUACACCAACGAACUUAAAACUCGCAUUAGCCCCGAACUUUCAGUUACGCCUGAAUUCGUCAAACAACCAGCACGCGCAAGCUUCUGUCUGAGUGAUACAACUUGAUUCACCAUGUCGGCGCCCCACGACACGGCGACCACAACUGCUGCUUCGUCUUCCGAGUUUUUCGAGUCUAUCGGAAAGAAAGCCGACCAACUCGCCCCGUCUACCAACGGCGCAAAUGGAGUUACCAGCGCUGACGAUGACGAUGGCAGGGUAGUCGAGCAGAUCGAGUCGCUCUGCAUGAACUGCCACGAAAAUGGCAUGACGCGCUUGCUACUCACUUCCAUUCCCUACUUUCGCGAGGUCAUCCUCAUGUCAUUCCAGUGUGACAAAUGCAACUUUACCAACUCCGAGAUUCAAUCCGCCGGCGAGAUCCAGCCCAAGGGUGCUAGCUACAUUUUACGGCUAACGGACAUGGCCGAUUUCGAACGUACUGUCGUGAAAUCCGACACCGCCGUCGUCAAGUUUAUCGAACUCGAUCUUGAGGUCCCUUCAGGUCGGGGACAGCUCACGAAUGUCGAGGGCCUUCUUAGCAACAUCAUCGAUGACCUCGAACUCGGACAAGAUGCGCGAAAAAAACAAGCGCCCGAGAUUUACGAGAAGAUUGCGCAGAUAAUCACCAAGGGACGGGCUAUGCUUGCAGGGGAAGCUUUCCCAUUCCGACUCUCCGUUGACGAUCCCGCCGGAAACUCUUGGAUAGCCCCCAACAUGAGGGACGGUGUCGGUAGAUGGGAGAAGCAUGAAUAUGUGAGGACACCGGAGCAAAAUGAAGCCCUUGGACUGUCGGCAACCGAGCAGGCCGCCAACGGCAACGUCGAGGACGAAGACAUCAUCCCGGAUCAAGUCUAUGAGUUCCCAGCCACUUGCCCUGGCUGCAUGCACCCUUGUACGACCAGGAUGACCAUGGUUGACAUACCGCACUUCAAGGCUGUGAUACUUAUGUCGACCGCUUGUAGCGACUGUGGAUAUAAAUCAAACGACGUCAAGACGGGCGGAGAGAUCCCAGAACUUGGCAAGAAGAUCACCUUAAAAGUGGAAAGCGUAGAAGACCUUGCUCGCGAUAUUUUGAAGAGUGAAACUUGCGCGUUGGAAUGCCCUGAGCUCAACCUACAAGUAAACCCCGGCACCCUAGGUGGUCGGUUUACUACUGUCGAGGGCCUAUUAACACAAAUUCGCGACGAUCUUCGUUCUCAAAUCUUCGAGACAGGCUCAGGCGGCGGCGACUCUCUCGCCUCUGAAGAGAGGGUGACCUGGAACCAGUUCUUUGACGGCCUUGACGUAGCUAUAAAGGGGGAGAAGCCAUUCACAAUCAUUCUUACCGACCCGAUAGCGAGCAGCUAUGUCCAAAAGGCCGUCGACCCUGACCAGGAUGAUCCUCAGAUGACGAUUGAGGAAUAUACUCGUACGGAUGAGGAAGAGGAGGAUCUGGGGCUCAAAGAUAUGAAAACCGAAGGCUACGAGCAAGAUAGUGCGAAUCAAACUGCUGGAACUGAAUCUAAUCAGGAAGGCAGGUGAUGUUUAGAGGUUUAGAUACCAUACAAUACAGAUGAGAAAUAAUCCAGAGCGUUCAGAUACCCAGCCCCUUUUCG